Jatropha curcas is the source of this 1843-nucleotide messenger RNA. RefSeq names its product Protein kinase superfamily protein. Lineage: Eukaryota; Viridiplantae; Streptophyta; Magnoliopsida; Malpighiales; Euphorbiaceae. Gene Ontology annotation, molecular function: protein kinase activity; ATP binding; protein serine/threonine kinase activator activity. The record is from RefSeq and is a predicted model, not a curated record. Gene Ontology annotation, biological process: regulation of stomatal opening; protein phosphorylation.
UCUCAAAAUGUCACCGCUAAGACAGCUUUCUUUCCUUUUCAGAUUUUCACAAGAAAACUACCAAAAGAAUACCUACUUCUUCCUUUUCUUUAUUUUCUCAAACAGAACCCAGACUAUUAUAAUCAAAAUGAUCCAAAAUUCAACACUAAAUUAAAGAAAACUUCAUUCCCCUAAAUAUAGAUCUAGUUAUGUCUCAAGAACAAGAAGACCAAGAACCCAAAAGGGUUAAAUUCCCACUAGAUUCAAACUCGUACAAAAUCCUAAACGAGAUUGGUGUUGGUGUUAGUGCUGUAGUUUACAAAGCAGUAUGUAUUCCCAUGAAUUCUACUGUUGUCGCUAUCAAAUCCAUUGAUCUUGAUCAAUCUAGAGCCGAUUUCGAUAACCUUAGAUGGGAAACAAAAACGAUGUCGCUUCUUUCACAUCCAAAUAUCCUAAAAGCCCAUUGCUCCUUUAUUGUUGGUAGUCGACUUUGGGUCGUUAUGCCUUUUAUGUCUGCUGGUUCCCUCCAAUCUAUAAUCUCCUCUUCUUUCCCUGACGGUUUGCCAGAGCCAUGCAUUGCCGUAGUUCUUAAAGAAACUCUAAACGCACUGUCGUAUCUUCACAACCAAGGCCACUUGCAUAGAGAUAUUAAAGCAGGCAAUAUUCUUAUAGACUCAAAUGGUCGUGUUAAGCUAGCAGAUUUUGGCGUAUCAGCUUCCAUUUACGAAUCCAUUACAGGAAGAGGAUGGGGCCAAUCGUCUUGUUCAUCAAGAUUGAUGCUUACAGAUGUUGCAGGAACUCCUUAUUGGAUGGCACCAGAAGUUAUACACUCGCAUACAGGGUAUAGUUUUAAAGCUGAUAUAUGGUCCUUGGGUAUUACUGCAUUAGAAUUAGCACAUGGUAGACCUCCUUUAUCGCAUUUACCUCUUUCGAAAUCUUUGAUUGUGAAAAUAACGAAAAGGUUCCGUUUUUCUGAUUAUGAGAAACACAAAAAAGAUAAAAGCAAAAAAUUCUCUAAAGCUUUUAAAGAUAUCGUUGCUUCUUGUCUUGAUCAAGACCCAUCGAAAAGACCUUCUGCUGAGAAGCUUUUAAAGCAUCCAUUUUUCAAGAACUGUAAAGGGUUAGAUCUUUUAGUAAAGAAUGUUUUGAAUGGAUUACCAAGCGUUGAAGAAAGAUUUAAAGAAAAUAAGGCUUUAUAUGGAUUAGAUAUUAAAGGUAGUGAUAACGCAGAAGAAGAAGAUGAAGAAGAAAAGUGUGACAAUGAAAUUGUUAAGAUUAGAAGAAUUAGCGGGUGGAAUUUUAAUGAAGAAGGUUUCGAGCUUCACCCAGUAUUUCCUACUGACGAUUCGCUUGUGAAACAAGUUCGUUUUGGCGGUGAAAGUAUCAUUCAAGACAAGAAAGUUGAACUGAGUGAGUCAGGCGAGUCGGGCGGGGAUUCAUCCGGUGGAAUUGGAGAUAUUGAGGGUAGUAAGGGAAAAGGUGACAGAGAAAUUGGUGGGUUUGUUGAUAAGGAGACAAUGGUAGGAGGGUUAAUGGUGCUGAAGAAAAGUUUAGAUGAACAAAGACAGAAAGUAGCAAACCUAAUCGUUAUGUUAGGAGGGGAAGUUUCAAGAGACGAACAAUUAGUGCAAGCAGUUGAGAGACUAAGUAUGGAACUGGAGAAUGAGAAGCAUAAGAACUUUGAGUUGGAGAUGGAAUUGGAAUUUCUGAAGCACCUAAUUUCUGGUGCGUAUAAUGGUUGUGGCACUUAAUUAAGAACAGUAAUUUUGUUGGUUUUAAUUAAUUAGUGAUAAGGCAGAAUGAACUUUGUUCUUCUGAAAUAAAACAAAAUGAAUUAUAAAUUUUACUUUUUUAGUUUUUGUUU